GGUCCAGACGAGCGGGACUCGUGUGACGUCACUUUCCGCGAAUCCCCUUCCUUGAACAACGAGACCGAAAGAAAGAGCACCAAAACAAACAGCAAACUAAGACCCAGCAAAAGCUCACAUUUGAACCGAUUGCUCGCCGAGGACCUUUAUCCGAAGAAGCAAGCGACCUUGUACUGUUUCCAGGAUGUCUCUGUACCCAUCCCUGGAGGACCUGAAGGUGGACAAGGUGAUGAUGGCCCAGGCCCGCUUCACCCCCACCAGCGCCACCGUGCCAGCGAUCAGCGAGGUGGGCAGCCAGCUGCAGCAGCCUGCCGCCGCCGGGAUGCCGUCAUCCGCAGGCCUGUAUCCCAGCCUGGAGGAUCUGGGCGAGUACAUGGGUCUGCGUCUCAACAGCGAUGAGGUGCAGAACAACCUGGCCGUGCUGCCCGCGGCCAACAACGAUCAGGUGGCGGUGUCUCCCUACUCGGCUGUGGGGGGGAUGGUGUGUCCCGUGACAGGCUCGGAUGUGGGCAUCAGGAGGGCGGAGGUCCGCCAAGGUCUGCGGGAGAUCAUCCUGUGCAAGGACCAGGACGGCAAAGUGGGGCUCCGCCUCCGUGCCAUCGACAACGGCGUGUUUGUCCAGCUGGUGCAGGCCAACUCCCCCGCUGCCUUGGCCGGGCUGCGUUUUGGGGACCAGGUCCUUCAGAUCAACGGCCAGAACUGCGCUGGCUGGAGUGUGGAUAAGGCCCACAAGGCCCUGAAGGCCGCGGCCGACACCCGCAUAGAAAUGGUGGUCAGGGACAGGCCGUUCCAGCGCACGGUGACCAUGCACAAGGACAGUUCGGGCCACGUGGGUUUCAUCUACAAGUCUGGGAAAAUCACAUCGCUGGUGAAGGACGGCUCGGCGGCGCGUAACGGCCUGCUGACGGAGCACUACAUCUGUGAGAUCAACGGCCAGAACGUUAUCGGCCUCAAGGAUCCCCUCAUCAAGGACAUUCUCAACUCCUCCCCGACCACCAUGACCAUCACCAUCAUGCCCAAGUUCAUCUACGAGCACAUGAUCAAACGGAUGUCCACGAGCCUGCUGAAGUCGUCCAUGGAUCAUUCCAUCCCUGAGGUGUGAAGGUCAUGGAGAGCUCAUGGAGGACGGCCACGUGUCUUUUAUUUUUCUUUCUUUCCUUCCUCACCCCAUCAUCAUCAUCACUAUGCCUUCUUCCUCUUCAUUCACCUCGAUGAAGGUGAUGAAGGUCAGUCCAACGUGUCUUUAGGUUUUUUAUUUUCAAGACAUGUCCGAGUCCGCAGCUCCCUACCUUUUUGUUUUUCUGCUCCAAGAUGCUGGAAGCACACCUCCACCCUUGAUACACUGUAUGGUAUAUACAGUAUAUACAGUAUAUACAGUAUAUACAGUAUAUAUAGACACACACACAUAGUACUUACUUAGUAUAUCUACAAUCAUUUUACAAUAAACCAAUACAUUUACCAAAAGACAUUGCUGGAAUAUUCAUCCUGCCCCCCCCCCCCCAAAAAAGAAAUAAACAAUCAAUAAAGUCAUUAAUAUGACAUGAAAACUCCAAGUGAUCACAUAGAAGCUCAGCAAGACCAACUUUUACUUUGUUUCUCGUCUUUUGAUUGUUUUCUAAUGAUUUGGACGUUCCACCUCAUCAUUUACACUUUUUAUCGCACAAUUGAGACAUUUUUCACAGAAUUUUGACUUUUUAAUCUCGUCAUUUGGACUUUUUUCCUCACAAUGUUUUUCUCAAUUUGGAUUUUAUAAUCAUAAUUUGAACUAUAUUCUCAAAAUUAUUCGUUUUUACCUCAAUUUGGAUGUGAAUCUAAAUUUUGACUUUCUGUCACAAUUUGAGAUUUUUACCUCAAUUUAGAUAUUUUGUCUCAUCAUUAGGAUAUUUAAUCCCAUAAUUUUAACUUUUUUUCUUACAAUCUGGACUUUGUAUCUCAUAAAUCUUGUAAUUUGGAUUUAUUCCUCAUAAUUUUUUUUUUAUUUCAAAAUGUUUACUUUUUUUAUCUCACAAUUUGGGAUUUUUACCUCAAUUUGGAUAUUUUGUUUCAAAAUCUGAUCCUUUUAACCUUUUUUCUUUUCCCAUAAUGUUGACUUUUAUUCUCACAAUUUAGACUUUUUAUCUCCAUAUUUUCAACUUCUAUCUCGUAAUUUGGAGUUUUAUGUGAUAAUUGUGAUGUUUGCUGUCAUAAUUAGGAUGCUAUCACGCUGUAUUUUUGCUGGGUAUUGAAUGUGUUGCAUUUGAGGAACAGGUAGCGUGUUUUUCGCUUGCCUGCUGAAGAUGAUGAUCAUAUUUUGUAUGAAUUGGGCCAAAAUGGGCGGAGCCACCAAGUGCACUUUCCACUUUUCCUGAAGGGAGAGCACAGCAAAAGCAGCUUUUUCUUUCCUUUUUGUUAUUCUUUGAACAGUAAUCCUGUUGGAAACCUGUUUACGCCACUGAUGGAAAGUAAUAUACCAUCGCUACAUCAUAGCUCAGUUAUCGUUCCCAGAUCAAGUCAUCAUGAUGACAUCAAGUCGCAAGGACCAGAUAAUAAGUCCCUUAUGAUGAGGUGAUAAUUCUGAGAUUAAAAAGUCCACAUGAUGAGAUAAAAUGUUGAAAUCUCAUAAAUUGGGACAUUUUAUCUCAUCAUCAGGACCUGUUAUCUCACAAUGUUGCCUUUUCAUCUCAGAAUUUCACCUUUUUAUGUCAUAAUUUCACUUUUUUGUCUUGCAAUUUGGAUUUUGUUUUCUUUAAAAUCUUAAUUGGGACUUUUUCCUUCCAAAUUAAUUUUUUUUCAUUUUAUGAUUUAGAUGUUUUGUCUUGUCAUUAUCAUCAGGAUUUUUUCAUUUCAUCAUUUCAUUUUUUAUUAGACUUUUCAUUUGACUCAUAAUUAUUCUAUUUCAAAAUUAGGAUUGUUUAUUUCACAAUUAGGACUUUCAAUUUCAUAAUUUUACAUUUUUAUGUCAUAAUUAUCUCAUAGUUAUGACUUACUUCAUAGUUUUGACUUUUUGUCAUAAUUAUCCUAUAUCAUAGUUAGGACUUUUUAUUUCAUUAUUAAGAUUUUUGAAAUCUCGUAAUUAUCCUUAUGACAUUAUAUUUCAUAAUUCUGCCUUUUCAUUUCAUCAUUUGUAUUUUUGUAACCUCAUAAUUACGACUUUUUCAUCUGAUCAUUCAGACUGUGAACUUUUCUGAAAGUAAUUCUGACGUACCAGUUGGAUCUGUGUGGCGGAAAAGGGGCUUCCAUCCCAUAAUAAGUUUGCGCUAUGCAUGCUAAAAAGUCAUUUCCAUAAGAAUGUAAUGAAGAUGCUCGUACAGUCAGACGAAUAAAGGUCAAUGAUUAUCACU
Messenger RNA from Doryrhamphus excisus (bluestripe pipefish), 3320 nucleotides. RefSeq names its product syndecan binding protein (syntenin) 2 (gene sdcbp2). Gene Ontology annotation, cellular component: plasma membrane; cytoplasm. Gene Ontology annotation, molecular function: protein binding. Lineage: Eukaryota; Metazoa; Chordata; Actinopteri; Syngnathiformes; Syngnathidae. The record is from RefSeq and is a predicted model, not a curated record.